This is a messenger RNA of Cydia fagiglandana, 2441 nucleotides long. It is a transcript of the gene Gem2, whose product is annotated as gem-associated protein 2-like. NCBI's taxonomy places the organism in Eukaryota, Metazoa, Arthropoda, Insecta, Lepidoptera, Tortricidae. The coding region runs from base 128 to 901 and encodes 257 amino acids. The transcript has 4 exons. The record is from RefSeq and is a predicted model, not a curated record. Gene Ontology annotation, biological process: spliceosomal snRNP assembly; spliceosomal complex assembly. Gene Ontology annotation, cellular component: SMN complex; nucleus; spliceosomal complex.
GUACACAGGCAGGUGGUUUACAUUGUUUAGGUUUACUUUGUUUUGUUCACUUUGUUGCAUUGCAUUCGGUUAAAUCGCUUAUGAGUAAACAGUCUACAGGACAAUAAAAUAAAAAAUAUUAACGGUAAUGGGUUCUGAGAAAAGAAGUGUAAUUUAUACAGCUACUAUUGAGAAUCAAACAGAUGAUGACGAUUUGUUACCAAAAUGCUUUGAAAUCAGGUCCGAUGUGGAAGACAAUGAAAUACCAAACACCGGGGAAGAAUAUCUUCUUAAAGUUGUGAAAGAACGUGCAAAUAUUGCUGCAGUAACUGUGUGCGAUAACGACAUAACAAAGUUUACCAAAAAUCAAUCACGUUUUUACAAAGAGCCUCCAAGGACGAAACCAGCACCAGAUAAACUUAAGCCUACAAUAGAAUGGCAAAACAUUCAAAUUAAGAAUUUCACAGAUGUUCGCAGAAACAUGAGUAACAUAAUUGCUAACCUUACCAAAAGAAAUUUGUGGAGUGCUAAAGUGAAAAAAAUAGUAAUUCCUGAUCAAUCACUUGUGGGUUGGAAAGUAUUUUUUAAAGACCAUGAUUCUACUGUUACAAAUAUACUUGGCUUUAGUCCCGAGCUGCUUGAUAUAGGGUUGGAAAUGCUUACAGAUAUUAUAAAAGAAGUUCCACCUGGUCACACUAUAGAGCACGAAACCGGUAGAUGGAUAUAUGCAGUCUUAGCACGAAUAACACACCCUCCACUCUCGGAAACAAUAAGCCUUCUAAGAAAUCUAGCCAGAGCUUGUGCUGAAAUUAGGUCACAUAUUAACCAAGAAAAUGAAGAUGCCUCAUUGAUGGCUGCACCUCUGAAUCUAUUUAUUUGCAUAGUUGCCAGGUAUUUCGGACAGUUGGACUUAGCCGAUUAGCCUGAUGAUGACUAAUGUGAAAAACAAAGUUUUGUACGGAACACUAAAAAUUAGCAAAGAUACAGGUUUACUCAUAACAUAAAAUUUGGCUGAAUGUGAUACCAAUAUAAUACCAAUUUCAGUGUUUCACUGAUAUUACUCGUAUAAUGUAAAGGUACAGCACCAAAUGAUUGGUACUCAUAAUAUAAACAUUCCCGCGCCCAAAAAUCCGGGGUAUGCUUAUUAGUGUUUUAUAUUAUUAUUAAUCGUGAAGUUAUUGAAUAAAACAACUUGUAAAAAGCAGAUCAUUUCAUUUUAAUCACAUCAUAUUCACACACUUUGUAUUUUAGUCCAUAAAAAAUAUUAAUAAACAUAUACUUCUGAUAAAUAAUAAAAUAAUCUUAAACUUUAUAUAACUUGGAACAAUAAUUCAAACAAUACAGGUAUUGAAACAAUUUGCGAACAAUCAUAUUGCUGCAGUAUUAAAAAAUAACAUGAUUAAGUAUAAAAUUUAAAUAAUAUACGUUCAUUAUAUACAAUUUUCCACUAUGUGAGGUAGGGAUGGAAUUUCCGGUUAAUACUUAUCUACCUUUACAUCUUUCUUAGGUUAUUAUUUUUUCUGGUAGGGACAAGAUAUUUCACCUAAAAAUUUGGUACUACCUAUAUUAGAUAACAGUCAAACAUUACAAGAUAUUUUAAAGGAAUUGUGUUUGUGAUUAAAUCAAUAGGAAAAAGAAAUUGACCUUUUGCAAUAAAGUAACAUUAGCCUUACUUGACUUAUGCUAAUAUAGUUUCUAUUGUAAAACUAUACUGAAUAUAAAUUGGUUUAGAUUGAAUGAUACGACGUCUUUGACCGGCCUUUUGUAGUCAUUGUUAUAACAGGAUGUAGUGAUGUCACUCAUUCAAUAAUCUUGUAAGUUUGUUGAAUGGUAGGCAAGUUUCCUAUAUAAACGUUAAUGAUUAAAAUCAGAGAUUUAAACUUUUAAUAUUGAGUGGCGUUAUAAUUUAAGAAAAUAUUGCAUAAAGUAGUUUCUCUUUUUGAGGACACCAGCCCUUUUCCUUUAACAAUUUCGUUUUGGGUUCAAUUGUUAUAUUAUAAAGCUUUAAUUAUGUGAACAUAAGGUAUAUUUUCCCUAAUAAUGGUGAGUUUCAAAAUAUUGUACAAUAAUCAAACGACUUAUGGGAUAUUCUAAUCAUGGCAAAAAAUAUGCCCUAUUUAUAGGACAGGAUAAUGACGUCGUAACACUAUAGCGAAUACCUUUACUUGUAUCUAAAUAUAUCAGACACACAAUAGACAGGGAGAUAAUAAAAUAAAUACAUUUAUAAGUGGCUGUGCCAUAAACGAUUGUAGAUAAUAAAUACUUCGUAUAGAACAUUAAAAUAUACGUGAUGUAGGAAAGUGUAAAAGUUAUUAUCACAUUGUGUCUGAAGAUCAUUGCUUACAGCCCAAUGAUCUCAUUUGAUGAUUUAAGGCCUGUGCACACCGGCUGCGUGUGCGUGACGUGCACGUGCGCGUGCCGCGUUGUAGUAUACAGAUCCUUAUGAGAGAUGGCACACCGCU